GGCAGAUCAAAGAGGUUCCGGUGUUGGCUCCGCCUCACGCUCCGCUAAAUAUUAAAAAUUUAAUUUAAAUUCUAGCAACGAGCAAAAUAAAAUGUAACAAGCCAACAUAAUGAACUCUGUGACUCGAUUGACAACUUUUAGUAGUUAAUUGUCUGAGGUAAAUCGCCUCUAAAUGUUAAAAAGUUCUUCGUUAAUAACGCCAGUUCCGGCCUAAUCCCCUCCCAAGCCUUCCCAUCGCCACAAAACAACGCCGAAUUGUACCUCACCGCGGUAUAAACUAGACACUAAACCCCCAUUAACUUAUCGUCGUAGGGGUAAUAGUUAUACUUCUUUAUUUUAAGGUAACUGUAUUACAUUUUAAGAGUUAUUUAUGUACAUUUUAACAAUAUUCAGGCUCCUCAGAGCACCCAUUGGCUCGUCGUUAAGGCAGUCGUUCAAAUCCUAAAGUCGCCACUACCACCACCAUCAUCAUAAUCGAUCAUUAUCGAUCAUGAUCUAUCCACUGCUAAGUUAACAAGGCCUGUCUUCAUGUCAUCAUCAGCAUUAGCCACGGUCUAGUCAUCCCUGGAUGAAGGCAUCUUGUUAUUGGCCAUGCGUGAAGGACGAGCGUUCCAGACGGCCGCAGAAGCACAUCCAAAAGCGUGCGAUGCGGCGACCGUCUUUCUUCGAUGGCUAGCUAAAAGCCGUUGCUGCUGCUGCUGCGAGGGUGAUCGGAGUCCACGUGGUGGUUUAUGUUCCCUGACGAGAUCGGCAAGGUAAGAAACCGGACAGAUAUUGUGCCGAACAACUUGCGGUAACGACCGGAAAACACUCCGGGGGCGCUGUACGGCACAACCGCGGUAACCUACGUGCUCGGUGGCCACAGUUUUGCUCGGUGCACAGCAGUAACCUCGCCUCGCGCAUCUGUGUUUUGCGCAGCGCCCUCCCUGUGUCUCCUCUAGGACCCCUCUAGGGCUGCAGGACCUGGAGGAGGAGAGUGAGGGAAGAGGAGCGGGCAUGGCGAUGUCCGAGGCGGGCCGCGCCUUCAGCGAGCUGGGCCAGCUCCUGGGACUGGACUUCUCCGCGCGCGACCGCACGGAUGUAGCGCCCCACACAUUCCUCUUCUCGCCAAGGAUCCGGGAAGCGGCGGCGAGGGCCGGCGCAGAGGCGGAGGGUGACAUGACGCGCUGGCUGGAGGAGGCGACGCGGAGCCUGCGGCUAGGGGACCCCGUGGGGCUGCGCGCAGCCAUCGAGGCCGGGGUCGGGGUCAUCAGGGAAGGGGGCCUUGGGGUCGGCGGCCUCGGGACCGGGGCGGCGGGCGCUGGUGACCCCCGGGGCCUCCCGGCGGCGGCCGGGAGGGGGUGGCUCUUCCUGCAGCUGCUGGGCGCUCGCUCCCUGCGAGAGGCGCUGGAGCCCCUGCGGUCAUGGCGGUCCGUUCCCCGGCGUCAGCUGGCCUGCUCCGCUUUCCUUCUGGCCGCCUGCUCGCUCUCCCGGCCCGUGGCGCGGCACUUGUGGGGCGGCAGGGAGCGGGUCCUGCGGGCCCUGCUGGAGGUGGUGGGCGAGGGCGGCGCGCGGGGAGCGACGGAGGGGAGCGAGAAGGCGGCCGACGGGGGAGAAGGGACGAGCGGAGGAGAUGGUGGGGGCGGAGAGGGGUUGCUGAAUGGAGGUGGAGAGAGCGAAGGAGAGAGCGCGGGAGAGACGGACGAGGAGGGCGACUGCGACUGGGGCGCGAUCGCCGCCUCCAUGGCGGCCGAGUGCCUGCUGAACGUGUGCGCGGGAGACGCGGCGGCGCCACGGAGCCGUUUCCCUGCUGGCGCCCCCGCCGCUUCCGACGUCCCGUCCGGGCGACGGAAGAAGCCGGACGAGAAGCCGGAGGUGGUGGAAGAGGAGGAGGAGGAGGAGAAGAAGAAGACGGAGGAGGAGCCGGAGCCGCUGGCGCCGUCAGCAGGGGACGAGCGGGUGGCGUGGCUCCUGUCGGCCGGCGCUCUGCCCCACGCCUCAUCAGCCCUCGCCUCGGAGCGCCCGGCCCUGCUCAUCGCGGCGCUCAAACUCAUCCUGCUGGUGCACGAUCUGGCGGCGUGGGGCCCCGCCAAGACCCACGGCUCCCCCAGCGCUGCCGGCAGCGACGACGGCCGGCGCCAGCUGGGGCGAACUCAGGCGUCGCUGGAGCGGGCGAGGGCGGCGGUGGCGGCGAUGUCGGCAAGGCGCGCCGCCCGGCUGGCGGUGUUGGCGGGGGAGGAGGAGGAGGAGGAGCGCGGUUACCUGCGGCUCUACGUGGAGAACCGCAGCGUGGGACGCCUCGCUGGAUUCCUCACGCUGCCCGCGCCGGUGCUCGGGACGCCCGGCGCCGACCUGGGGCUGCGCUACCGCGAGCCGGCGCUGCCGGAGCCGGAGGUGGUCUGGUGCGGCCGGGCGUCGUGCGGCUCCCGUGCUGCCGGGCUACUGCGCUACCGCGUGUGUGGCCGCUGCAGGCUGCUGCGCUACUGCUCCGUGGCGUGCCAGCGGGCCGACUGGCGCGACGCCCACAGGGCUCACUGUGUGGCGCCGCCGCCGUUGCCGGCGCCCUCCGACGGGGCACAGGAUCGGCACCUCCGCGACAGCGGCCUCGAAGGGACGCCGUGAGCGGGGCACGCGCAGGCCGGCAAGACGCCGCUGGGCCCCCAUGGACCCGAAGGACCCGGGCGCCAGCCAAGGGCAGGAUAGCGUGCCGCGGUGAGCAAAGAUUGGCGCUGUGAGGACUGAAACGGGCCCUGGGCCAGCACAACAAAGAUGGUCGCUGCAUCGCGCGGCGCUUUCAAAUGCGCUUUUGCGGUCGUUGUGAACGCUCUUCCGAUAUUCGGAUGCACUGGAGCCAUGCACUUUUAAAUCAUCUAGAUUUGCAAACUCACUUCUUCAAAACUGCUUUUUGUGUUUAGUUUGUUGUCUUUCCUCCACACCUCCGAUUAGCAUGGUUGGCUACGAACGAUUCAAAAUAAGUUCAACACACAUGCAAGGAGUCGCCGUCUCCACUCUGAACUCGCAGCGUCCGCAAAGAAUGUUCCUGCGCAUGCCAAUGCAAGUGGGUGGUCACGAGCCGGUGGAUGAAACUCCACGUUCCUAUGCCAAGGACUCGGGAAACUGACAAGACCACCAAUGACUUCUCAUCCAGUUGCCAUCGGCUCUGUUUUAUUUGAAAUGAGGACGAUGCUCGUUUUACAGACCUUGGUCUAAAUUAUUUUUUAUUGCCUGCUCUGCCUUUUGCUCGUCUCACUCGAGCCGUUGAUUAAAGUUUAACUUUUUUACCGUCUCGUUAACCGCUUGUAGUCGCUUGGUAUAGAUUGAAAACUCACUUCUUCAGAACAGUUUUUUUGUGGUUAGUUUGCUGCCCUUUCUCUGUACCUCGAUGAGCACGGUUGGCUACGUACGGUGCGAAAGAAGUUCUGUCACGCCGUGUGUUUUCAUCACUCGAAUUUGAUAGGACGCAAUUAAUAUUUUAAAGUGAGAAAUGCGAAUUGUAUAGAACGCGAUAGAGUGAAUGGAACUACAUCGCACUAGUAGAAAUAAGCGGUCGUACCGCUGCCUCCGUGUAGCAUAACAAAACGCAUUGGGAUGCUGCUGGAUGCUUCAAGAUGCUGCUCCCACGCACCUCAGUCUUCGUUCAGCCUGCGUAAGCAUCCCACGUGUUAUCGCGGACUGUGCUUUACCCUGUAUUAUUUUUUAUAACACGAUUUUUCUAUAACGCGGUGUUCUUCAGGAAUGCAACUACUACCGCGUUAUGGGAGAAUAGACUACGUGCGUGCGUAUUGUCAUUGUCAUCGCCGUUGUUAUCUCGUCGGUGAGCGAGAGAUUGCCACUGCAUGGAUUGGCACGGAGCGGACGGAACCGGGCGCCAGUGAUCACGCGGCAGAAGACACGCCACAAUGGAGACACCCACCAGGCAAAAGCGCCGACUACGCGCGCAAGAAGGAAUCAACGACGCAGGGCUCCUGAAACCUCGCACCCGGAUUGUCCCUUGGGAUGGAGCAUCUCAAUUGAGAUGGGGUGGAGGAGGCAGUUUGGGAUGUUAACUACCUCGCCUGGUACGCAGGAGGGCAUUGGUUUGAUCCCGACCCUGAUGCCUGUUGUGUUCGAAUUUUUCUCCCAAUAGUCUGAUUUUUUCCUCCACAUUUUACAUCAACAUCACGCGUUCAGGGUAUUUGGCUGCUUCUAUAAACUUCCAUUUGAUAAUAAGCCACUUCUUUGAGCUGUCAUUUGUGGCCAGGUAUCUUUCUGAAAAAGGAUUAUAUACCUCGUAGGGCCAUACCUGGUAAAUUACAAAUAUUUCAUCGUUUAGUUUUACAACCUAAACACGGUAAAACAACUUGAAUUACUUAACACAAAAAUAUCACAUUUAACAAAAACGCGGUUCCGUGAAGAGUCUCCCAACGCUGCUGGUCCCGAGCACGCACGGUGUCCCGCUGCCGUGACGUUUCCAUCGGCUUGACCCCGUGACCUGACACCGGUAAAGGCGGGCCGAGCAACAAAAUGGCGGGAAAUGUCAACUGUUUUUCCAAACGGAUUUAUUGUCGACAUUACAAGACGCCUACUUGUUCCCUGUAUUUUAAAAGCCAAAAGUUGUAGGUUCGUUGUAUCAUCGGAUGUGUCUGUGAAGCUUUAUUGACACGGGGCACAAUAUUAAACGAUACUGAGGGUUUU
Messenger RNA from Lethenteron reissneri (Far Eastern brook lamprey), 4653 nucleotides. RefSeq lists its product as uncharacterized. NCBI's taxonomy places the organism in Eukaryota, Metazoa, Chordata, Hyperoartia, Petromyzontiformes, Petromyzontidae. The record is from RefSeq and is a predicted model, not a curated record.